GACUGAACUGAACACUGACCCAAACGUUAAUAUGAUACUAACAUGGACUAAACAGGGGAGGUGACAAGCGGUCCGGGUUACCUCAGAUCAAUGUUCACGGUCAGGUGCAUUUUGAGAUCAUCAGCCUGGAGACACAGGAUCAGGCUGCAAAACAGGAUGUCCACUGCACCUCACUCAGUGGCUGCAGUGUGUCAGGUGACGGCCACCCCGGAUAAAGAGGCCAACUUCUCUGCCUGUAAACAGCUGGUGGAGGACGCCAAGGAGCGAGGGGCCAGCAUGGUCUUCCUGCCUGAGGGCUUUGACUACAUCGGGUCCAGUCGAGAGGAGACACUGUCACUGUCUGAGAGCCUGACAGGAGACACAAUCUCACGAUACACUCAGCUAGCUAGGAAGUUGCAGGUGUGGCUGUCUCUUGGAGGAUUUCAUGAACGAGGACAUGAAUGGGAGACUGACAGACGAAUCUACAACAGUCACAUCAUAAUUAAUGAUAAAGGUGACAUUGUUUCAGUCUAUAGGAAGUCCCAUUUGUUUGACGUGGAACUGCCAGAAAAAGGUGUAUCCCUCAAAGAAAGUGCCUUCACCAUCCCUGGACCCUCCCUUAUGUCUCCAGUCCAAACUCCCAUCGGCAAGGUUGGUUUGGGCAUCUGCUAUGAUCUGAGAUUCCCUGAGUUAUCGCUCGCUCUGCAACGGCAUGGGGCUGAGAUCCUGACAUACCCAUCAGCCUUCACUGUAGCAACAGGAGCCGCUCACUGGGAGGUGUUACUCCGUGCACGGGCAAUUGAGACCCAGUGCUUCGUAGUGGCGGCAGCACAGGUCGGUCGGCACCACGAGAAGCGCUCGUCGUACGGCCACGCCCUGGCGGUGGAUCCCUGGGGCGAGGUGCUGGGUGACUGUGGAGGCGAUAAUCCAGGCAUGAUGCUGGUGGAGAUCGACCUGGGAAAAGUCAGCAGCACUAGGAGAAACAUGCCGGUCCAACAGCACCGUAGAGACACUGGCUUCUACCACAGUCUGGAGAAGACUUGACUACAAGAGAAGUGGAAAUGUUAAAAGACAAUAGACUAAACAGGACGUGGUCUGUCAGUAAUAGAUUACAGAGGAGAUGAGCUAAAUAGGGUAUUAAAUUUGUGAAGUUGGAUUUCAAACACAUAACAGGUCUUCUCUUUGUGUCUCAGGUUGUUUUAGGUUUCUGUCAUGCUGAAUCAUGAGCACUUCAAAUGCCACGAUUAAUAAUAGAUCAAAAGGGAAUCAUUUUCAGCUUGUUUGAUCAAAAACAGCAGACUGAGAGGGUGAAAGCAUUAAAUUACUGUGUGAAGAAACAAGCAUACAUUGUUGUCAGGUGAAGCUUUUGUUGAUUUUGAAAAUUGAAAAAGAAAAUUGGUCCAGAUCUCCAGCCCAAGUCAUCCCACAUUAAUUUGUAAAGGCAAUACUCAUACUGAUCAAUAGAUGGCACUUUUGGCCAGUAAGAACUGGAGAAAAUGUUGUGAUACACAGUUUAAUUCUGAAAAAUUUUAUAGUAAUACAUUCCUGUUCCAAUAUACGUUGAUGAAGUGAUAUUGAAGAGGUGUGUGAAAAAUCACUUGCAGUUUUUUGCAGUAUUGUUUGAAAUAUUAUUGUGCUGAAAGGUUAAGUCAUGUUAUAAACUCAUAAAUCUGAAAAGUA
Seriola dumerili (greater amberjack) is the source of this 1659-nucleotide messenger RNA. RefSeq names its product nitrilase 1 (gene nit1). The record is from RefSeq and is a predicted model, not a curated record. The transcript is spliced from 6 exons. The coding region runs from base 91 to 1023 and encodes 310 amino acids. NCBI's taxonomy places the organism in Eukaryota, Metazoa, Chordata, Actinopteri, Carangiformes, Carangidae. Gene Ontology annotation, molecular function: hydrolase activity, acting on carbon-nitrogen (but not peptide) bonds, in linear amides.